Argiope bruennichi is the source of this 2838-nucleotide messenger RNA. RefSeq names its product G-protein coupled receptor dmsr-1-like. Gene Ontology annotation, molecular function: G protein-coupled peptide receptor activity. Gene Ontology annotation, biological process: G protein-coupled receptor signaling pathway. Gene Ontology annotation, cellular component: membrane. Lineage: Eukaryota; Metazoa; Arthropoda; Arachnida; Araneae; Araneidae. The coding region runs from base 780 to 1934 and encodes 384 amino acids. The transcript is spliced from 2 exons. The record is from RefSeq and is a predicted model, not a curated record.
UGCAGGAAAAAGGGAGCUUCCUGUCAUCGGAUGUGGUGGUGAUAUGGUUUCGGUCGCAGUUAUUAGCAAGACAUUGAAAGAAUAGUGACAAAAAUAGGACUGGUUCAGAUUUUAUUCUGGCUAUCUGGUCUAUCAAAUUAUUAGGAUUUUAAUUUACAAAUGUUUUUCUAAAUUUUAAUUUUAUUGGACGACAUAUUUUUUUCUGGUUAAUAUUUUAAAGACUUUGCAUACAGGACUAUCAAGGAGGUGAAAAUUACAUAACGUAAAAAACUUUCCUAAACAAACUGAUUUCGAUAUUGCGACGAAAAAAUAUUUAAAACUUAUUUCCCAAAGUUUUCACACAGAAAAGAUUGUUGGACAAAAAAAACUGAAUCAUCCUUGAAGAAACUAAUAUUACGCUGAAGUAAGACUUAUCUGGGAGGACAUCCCUUAUAGUAGUACACUGUGCACUUCCCACUAUAGUCUGAAUAAUAGCAAUAGGAAUGGUGAAUUUGAUUCAUUGUCAUCACAAGACAAAUUUCGUAUUCUUUAGUACUUUUAUAGCACAUAGGUUAUUUUGACGAAAAAUAAUCCGAAUUACUGGUUAGAAAGUAUUUUGUUAGGUUUCUGAGUAAGAACAUAUUUGAUAAAUUUUUAGCACUGAUUCUACACCAUUUUAAUGAAUUAAAAAGGACGUUAGAAAAUAUUUAGUCUCCCAACUAUUUUACAGAAUUCCCAUGCAUAAGAAUUAGAGAAAUAUAAUUCCAAAACAUUUUAGCGCAGCUCAAAUAAAAACCAACAUGGAAACAUUAAUGGACAUAAUGAAUUAUUCAAGUAUAUUUCUUAAUGACACAGAGGAUUUUAUGGAUAGAAACUUUAGCUUUUGGAAUUCGACUGGUGUUGCUCUUGAAUUUCAAGAACCGUCACCUUAUUAUGGAGAAUACUUAACAAUAUUCCGAAAUAGUUACGGCUCUAUCCACGGUUAUUUGAGCCUAAUUGUAUGCAUGUUUGGAAUAACAGCAAAUGUUCUCAAUAUAAUUGUUCUGACAAGAAAGAACAUGGUGUCACCAACUAACGCCAUUCUUACAGGACUUGCUGUAGCUGAUAUGUUGGUAAUGUUUUCGUACUUACCUUUCACAUUCCAUAACUACAUUCGCACAGAUCUGAGUGAAAAGGAAAAAUUUUCAUAUGGCUGGGCAAUUUUUACACUUUUUCACGCUCAUUUUACGGUGGUAAAUCACACAAUAUCCAUUUGGCUAACAGUCACCGUUGCUAUUUGGCGUUUCAUGGCAGUUAGUUUUCCAGCCAGCAGUGCCAAUUUGUGCUCUAUGCCACGUGCCAAGUGUGCAAUCAUCGCUACAUAUGUCACAUGCGCAAUUUUCUGCAUACCAGUGUAUAUCACAUUUACAGUCUCUAAAUUCAAAGGGAAUGAUGGAGAUGUAAUGUACCGUGUGGACUUCAGCAAGAUUGCCCAAAGACAUGACAAACUCCUGGAAAAAAUUAACUUCUGGCUUUUCAGCGUCAUCACGAAAUUAGUACCUUGUGUCGCUCUUACAGCACUCAGUUUGGGUCUUAUACGAGUUCUUUAUGAAGCAAAUCUUCGACGGCAGCGGCUCAAAAAUAGGGCAGAGAGUGAUAGAUCCCAUGAUCGCACUACAAGGAUGUUGCUGGCAGUACUUCUGUUGUUUCUUCUAACUGAAUUUCCAGCUGGUCUCCUAGCUUUAUUGAGUGGCAUAUUAGGGACAGAUUUUUUCAAUAACGUUUAUCUAAAUUUUGGAGAAACUAUGGAUGCUCUAGCUCUAAUUAACAGUGCAAUAAAUUUCAUUAUUUAUUGUUCAAUGAGUAGGCAAUUUCGAGACACAUUUGCGUAUUUAUUUUUGCCUAAAUGUAGUAAAACUCAAGAAUUGACACCAAUUGCGGAACCGUCCCGUACUGUGGCUACAACAUGUGUUUAGAUGUUAGGUACUUAACGUAUGAAAGAAGAUUAAGUUCAGAAGUGAAUUCGUUAAAACUGCCGCUGAGAUUACAUAAUCUUGAACUUUGGGUAUAAUUUCCGCACAUAAAAGGAUUUCAGCAUUACAAAAGUGAUGCAUUAUAAUAACCUGUUAUGGAAAAACUGGAAAAAUCAAUGCAAGAGAUAAAAAUGGCAUAGCGUUGCACAAAUGAAACAGUUUUAUCUCAUGUUUACUUCUAAUCAAUAGAUUGGAAAUUUUAUAACAUUUCCAGUCAAUAAGAGGUGCACAAUAUUUGCGUUUAAAUUUGGAACUCUAUAGUUAUAUUAUAGAAACUAACGCCAAAAGUAGAUAAUUUUCCGUGAAUGAAGCAAAUUACUAAUGGUUUAUAGUUGAAAGAGCCUUUAUUAUUAUGAUUGGUCAUCUAUUUUAUCCGAAGACACUUUCUCAAGGUUAACUGAGAGGAAAUGGUAGAAUAUACCAACUUUCUGAUGAGGUGCUAAAUCAUAUAAUUCAGCAUAUAGACUGGAAAGAACAAUCUAUAAUUACUUUUGAUUGCAUUAUUAUUUAUUUUUAAUUUGAUAAUGUCUAAAUUAUAUUAAAAUAUGAAGUAUUCUUCAAGAUUUAAAUUAUCAUUACUUCUUACUAGCUUAAAAUCAAUAUGCACAUACUGUAUAGAAUUUAUCUUUAAAGAAUUAGACCUCAUUGCUGAUAAAUACAGAUAUAAAGUUCAGCUCAAGCUCAAGAAUUUGCAAUGUUACAUCAGAAGAUGAAACUGCAUAUUCUAUACAGUGUCGUUUUGUUAAGAUCUAUAUUUCUAAUCUGUUUGAAGAAUUCAAAUGCCUUUAAUAUUAAGAUAUAUUUUUCAGGUUUAUUUUCAUUUAUAUUGUCUUCUCUUACAGUUAAU